AUGAAGGUAUACCACCAUGUCUGUAGAAAACUUCAUGCACGAUAUCGCUGGCACUGCGUGCUCCGGCUUGCAGCAGGACUAAACCUACCGCUUUUUUGUACGAUCCGGGGCCCAGGGGACGAGGAACGAGAGGAUAAGAGUGGCUGGAAGGUGGGGUGGGCGGAGGGUGAGUUCACGAUGGUCUGCUGCAAUGAUGCGCCUUCUCCAUUGGAUUCGUGCACCUUCGUGUCGCAGCGUAUAGCAUCGCGGAAAACGCACCUGCGCCAGCUCUUACCGCGCAACCUCCAGCCGCCGGUUCAAGCCCAGUCCAUUCGUCGUCCCCGCUGUCCCCGCGCACGUCGCCUCCUCAACCUCAACCCCCACUAA
Peniophora sp. CBMAI 1063 is the source of this 366-nucleotide messenger RNA. The record is from the annotation of a GenBank genome assembly. NCBI's taxonomy places the organism in Eukaryota, Fungi, Basidiomycota, Agaricomycetes, Russulales, Peniophoraceae.